AUCAAUAGUUGCCAUUUAUAUUUUGCCAGCUCUACUCAUUGCCAUAUAAACAAAGAAAUUCACAUUUUUGGCACAGAAAUUUGGAGAAAAAAUUAUAUUGCGGUAAAACGGACACGAAUGGCGGGAUCGUCUAAUUUCAUAGCAAUGAAUUUAUCACGGAAUUUUGAAUUUGUAUGGCCCAAGCUAAAGGAACUUAAUGAAUUCGCGGGAAGCGACGGAACAAAGGAAAAGGUGCUGGCUAUGCUGGUGUUAGGAUUUGGAAGUUUUUUGUUUGGUAUGUUACCGGCCAUUGUUUCGGAAAGAAAUCGACAGAGAUUCCCUUUAGCGAAAUCGUUGAUGCUUUGCUUUGGAUCAGGCAUUCUUUUAGCGACAUCUUUAAUUCAUAUCUUACCUGAGGUACGCAAACAAAUGAAUUCUGCUUGGGCUGAGAUUUCUUUGUGUGGCGGAUUCUUGCUUAUUUACUGUAUAGAAGAAUUAGUUCACUUUUUUAUCGGCGACCAUGGUGAACAUUCAGACUCACAUUCGUGCAACAGCGCAGUGGCCAGCGUUAGUUACGGUGCACUAGACAGGGAAUCAGACCCUUUGAUACAUGAUCCUGGUGCUUUCGAUCCUACGAUCAACCAAAAUUAUUCGCAAGAUACUGAAGAAUCUCACGCCCAGAGUCGUGCAACCCAAAAUAGUCAAUCUAUGUCAACCACGAUUGGCCUAUUUGUUGCCUUGUCUAUUCAUUCGGCGAUCGAAGGAUUAGCAAUAGGUGUUCAAAAUACACCAUCCAAGGUCUUAUUUCUCCUUGGAGCUGUUGCUUGUCAUAAAUUUGUCAUGGGCUUUUGCUUGGGUCUUUUGUCAAGUUCAGAAGCCAAUAUUAAAGUUCAGUUCCUAAGCAUAACCGUGUUUGCUUUAGGAACCGUAUGUGGUAUAAGUUUAGGAAUGCUUUUGAUAGAUAUCCCAUUGUCAUUAUUGAUUAUAGUUCAAGGACUGGCAGGAGGGACGUUGCUAUACGUUGCAGUAUGUGAAGUGAUUCCUAGAGAAAAGGCUUUGUGGCACAAAAACUCUCGGUACAAAAUAGCAGGGAUUGUUCAAACUUUGGCCGUUGCUCUAGGAUUUUUGACAAUGACUGUGAUAAACUUUUAUUUUGAUGAUGAUAAGGCGUAGUUGUUAAAAUAUCAUGUUUUUUUAGAUAACAUUUUUUAUUUAUCAAAGCGAGUAUUUUUUUUUAGUAUAAAAUUUAUUAGUAUACACAUUUUUAAGCAUGGAUUUCAAUGAUAUUAUUUAUUUAAAAUCUACUAUAAUAAAUUGUUAAUUCAAUUUCUAUAAACUGUACUUUUACGCAGAUUUUUAUUUUUUUUUUCUUGACAACCGCACAUAAAAAUACAUAGCACGUUGCCACAGUGAUCGGUUCUGCGCAACGGAACGACCCAGCCCCAACGACGCAUCUACCAACGCACGCAUCUACCUUCUUUUUAUAUU
Stomoxys calcitrans (stable fly) is the source of this 1467-nucleotide messenger RNA. It is a transcript of the gene Zip88E, whose product is annotated as zinc transporter ZIP3. Lineage: Eukaryota; Metazoa; Arthropoda; Insecta; Diptera; Muscidae. Gene Ontology annotation, biological process: zinc ion transmembrane transport. Gene Ontology annotation, molecular function: zinc ion transmembrane transporter activity. The transcript is spliced from 5 exons. The coding region runs from base 118 to 1152 and encodes 344 amino acids. Gene Ontology annotation, cellular component: plasma membrane. The record is from RefSeq and is a predicted model, not a curated record.